AUAUGGUUAUUGUGCUAACUUCACAUUUAUGGUAUUUCCGCCUGUCAAUUUUGGCGUCUGGCAAUUUUCCGCUUUUUGCACACUUAGUUUGUAGAAUUUCUUUGUUUAAAUAUUUUCCUUUGAUAAACUCAUUCAUUUUCUUGAGCAAGAGAACUUAUUAAAACAUGUCGAGUGAAAGUGUCAAAACAUUUGCGAGUCUUGAAACACCUGGAUAUGUGGGCUUUGCCAAUUUACCGAAUCAAGUCCAUCGAAAGUCUGUUAAAAAAGGAUUUGAAUUUACUUUAAUGGUAGUCGGUGAAUCUGGCCUGGGAAAGUCAACUUUAGUCAAUAGUUUAUUUCUCACGGACCUAUAUCCUGAAAGAAUAAUUCCUGAUGCUGUCGAAAAAACCAAUCAAACUGUUAAGUUAGAUGCUUCUACAGUUGAAAUUGAAGAAAGAGGAGUGAAGCUUCGCUUGACUGUAGUCGAUACUCCAGGAUAUGGAGAUGCUAUCGAUAAUACUGAUAGUUUUCGAGCAAUCAUUCAAUACAUUGAUGAUCAGUUUGAAAGAUUCCUUCGUGAUGAGAGUGGCUUAAAUAGAAGAAACAUUGUCGACAAUCGAAUACACUGCUGUUUUUACUUCAUCUCUCCUUUUGGACAUGGAUUAAAGCCACUGGACAUUGAAUUUAUGAAACAAUUGCAUAAUAAAGUGAACAUUGUUCCUGUCAUUGCGAAAGCUGACGUACUUACUAAAAAAGAAGUUUUGCGUUUAAAGAAACGUGUAAUGGAGGAAAUUGAAGCAAACGGAAUAAAGAUUUAUCCAUUGCCCGAUUGCGAUAGUGAUGAGGAUGAAGAUUAUAAGGAGCAAGUAAGACAAUUGAAAGAAGCUGUACCAUUCGCUGUGUGCGGUGCAAAUACACUUUUAGAAGUCAAAGGCAAGAAAGUUCGUGGUCGCUUGUAUCCUUGGGGAGUUGUCGAAGUUGAGAAUCCGGACCACUGCGAUUUCAUUAAACUCCGGACAAUGCUUAUAACUCACAUGCAAGAUUUACAAGAAGUAACUCAAGAAGUUCACUAUGAAAACUAUCGAAGUGAAAGAUUAGCAAAAGGCGCUCCUGUUCCUCCUCGAAGACAGACCAUUGUUGAAAAUGAAAAAACGGUCGGAAUUUCGGAAAAAGACCGAAUCUUGCAGGAGAAGGAAGCAGAAUUACGAAGAAUGCAGGAAAUGCUUGCUGCCAUGCAAGCUCAAAUGCAGCAACAGCAACCUUAAUUUUCCGAAAGAGGCUUUCUCCUUGCCAAGUGCCAAUAACUCUUCUUCGCAUCGACUUCGAGGCGAGUAUGUAAUGGGCACAAUGCGAUUGCGAAAAUCGGCGUUAUCUCGCAGAAGUCGGUGAUAAUUUUGUACCUCAGUAAUUGUUAAACGACAAAGAAGAAAACGCGCAAACAAACAUGACAAGCGAUGAUUGAAACGACUUGCUAGAGGCUAAUGGAAGCUUCUCAACAAACAAAAUCAGAAAAGUGCCUUGCAAAUUUUAUUCUCUUUUCUCGAUUAGUGUCGUUUCAAUCUUCUGUUCACCAUUUGUUUUUUUAUUUUAUUUUACUUUAACUUUAAGGGCAGAAUAAUAUUUAUCAUUAUGUGUUUUUUGUAUACUGACGACAAUUUUUUUAUCGCAAAGAAGAGACAAACCCGACUUACUUCUUUUUAAAGACUGUAAACAAUAGGACCUGGAAGAAGCUUAUGCUGAAAUAAUUAGUUUCUACCAGCGAACCAGGUAGGAUUGUAAAUAAAAAAUUUAACUUCAUAUUAUUAGAUUUCUCAGGACUGAGAUGCAAAAAAGAAAGCAAUUCCAAAUGCCUAAAUUCUUCCAAUUACUUCCAAGUAAGUAAUUUUUGUAAGUUUCGUGAAUAAUGUUAUUAAAAAUAAGGAAUAUUUUACAUUUUAAUGUACUAACACACGAGAGUAUAUUAUAUAUUUUUGAAAAAUCUCGCAAGAUAAACUCGCAUCAAUUUUGUACGCACUAUAUAUUUUGCACAAAAUAACCGUGACUAAUUAUAAACGUUUAAUACGAAUUUAUCAUAGUUUGUUUUUAUAAUACAUCAUUUUUACAUAUUUUAUAUAUACAUAUAUAGUCAAUAUAACUGUGAAGGCAAGUCUGCGUUUUUCUAU
Leptopilina boulardi is the source of this 2141-nucleotide messenger RNA. It is a transcript of the gene Septin1, whose product is annotated as septin-1. Gene Ontology annotation, cellular component: septin complex; synaptic vesicle; cell division site. The transcript is spliced from 6 exons. The record is from RefSeq and is a predicted model, not a curated record. Bases 165 to 1244 code for a protein of 359 amino acids. NCBI's taxonomy places the organism in Eukaryota, Metazoa, Arthropoda, Insecta, Hymenoptera, Figitidae. Gene Ontology annotation, molecular function: molecular adaptor activity; GTPase activity; GTP binding. Gene Ontology annotation, biological process: cell division; cytoskeleton-dependent cytokinesis; regulation of exocytosis.